AUGGGCCAAACUAUGCUCUUAAUUCACGACAGAGACAUUGCUAUCGAGCUACUCGAAAAGCAGUCCAAAAAGACGUCGGGAAGGCCGCCCAUGGAGUUUGCCAAUCAUCUAUGUGGUUACAGUCGUUUUUUCUCAACUCGUCCACAUGAUAAUGUUCAUCGAAGGAGCCGCCGUCUUGUGCACCAAAGGAUAGGAACUAAGAAGUUAGCCGAGCGACAUUAUCAGGUUCACGCGGCGGAAGUAGGCCACUUCCUCUUGAAAUUAUUAGAAGAACCAAACAAGUUGGUAGAACAUCUUAAAAGUCAAUCGGGCGCCAUUAUUCUGAAAGUUGCGUACAAUUACUCAGUCGAACAGAAAGUAGUGGAUCCGUUGGUCCUGUUAAUUGAGCGGAUGAUGGAGAACUUCUCGGUAGCCGUCGUUCCAGGAGCGUGGCUGGUUGACCUCAUCCCAGUAUUCAGAUAUCUCCCACAAUGGCUCCCCGGGGCAUCCUUCAAGAGAAUGGCAAAAGAGGCGGACAGAAUUAAUCAAAUGGCAGUUGAAAUCCCUUAUUCCUUUGUCAGACGCCAAAUGGAGCUUGGCAGCUACCAAUCGUCGUAUGUCUCUGAGGCGAUUGAGAGCUGCACCAAUGGUAGCCCGGAAGCAGUCUUGCACCAUGAAGACGAUGAUGCAAUCAAGAAUUCUGCGGGAGCCCUUUAUGGAGGUGGUGCGGAUACCACUGUGGCGUCGCUCUGUAGCUUCGUCUUGGCAAUGUUGAAAUUUCCAGAUGUGCAAAGAAUGGCACAGGAGGAAAUAGACAAUCUAGUUGGAGACAGCCGCCUACCUCAGUUCGAAGAUCGGCAUAAGCUUCCGUUUGUCGAAGCCACUGUUAAAGAGACUUUGCGAUGGUUUGCAAUCACGCCCAUGGGCCUUCCACAUUCGGCCGACGAAGACAUUGAAAUUAGGGGCUACCAUGUUCCAAAGGGCACGAUUCUUCUGCCAGCUAUCUGGUGGUUUUUACAUGAUCCAGAUAUUUACGCAAAUCCGGACUCUUUCGAUCCAACGAGAUACUUAUCGCCCAGGAACGAACCGGACCCAGGCGCCUUUGCGUUUGGAUUUGGACGUAGGGUGUGUCCUGGACGACACCUCGCCGACUCUACCCUUUUUCUGACCAUUGCGCAGUUGCUUGCUGCGUUUAAGGUGGAGAAGGCAACGGACAAGGACGGCAACCCAAUUGACCCUCCAGUGGAAAGUAUCUCGGGUUUGAUCAAUCAUCCUAAAAGCUUCCCGUACAACAUCACUCCUAGAAGUCCAACACACGCAGAUCUCAUUCGCAGGAUUGAGAUGGAAUAUCCAUGGCAACAGAGCAAUGCUGAGGAGCUCGGGGACUUGUCUCCUAUGAAACAAGCACUAGCGGUGCCGCAAAUGCGUUGA
This is a messenger RNA of Clonostachys byssicola, 1410 nucleotides long. The record is from the annotation of a GenBank genome assembly. NCBI's taxonomy places the organism in Eukaryota, Fungi, Ascomycota, Sordariomycetes, Hypocreales, Bionectriaceae.